AUGGAUGUUCUUCAGAAUCAGUCGCCAGCUGCGGUACUUGCUGCAGGUUUUGGCUCUCUCUACAUCUUAUACCUUCUAGUUCAAGCAACAAUCACUUCCCACCAACGCUACCUCAUUUCUCGCAAACAUGGCUGCAGACCAGUCCCAACUUAUCCGCACAAGGAUCCCAUCUUCGGACUGGACGUAUUCCUCAAGAACUAUAAGCUGUCCAAUAACGGAGGCUUUCUUGAUGAUGUCAAGAGGAAAUAUGAGAAAGUGAUCGGCGGUUAUACUUUUACACAGCUUGUCUUGGGUGAGAGGAUGAUCCUCACUGCGGAGCCAGAAAAUAUCAAAGCCAUUCUGGCCACUCAGUUCAAGGAUUUCGAGCUACCUCCUCGCAGAAAGGUGGCAUUCCAACCUGUUUUCGGCCAUGGAAUCUUCUCUACCGAUGGGGGGGAAUGGGAAACGUCUAGGGCAUUGCUGCGACCCAAUUUCUCUAGAAGCCAAGUCGGAGACCUUGAUACGUUCGAGGUUCACAUCUCCAAUAUGAUCUCCAAGAUCCCACGCGAUGGAUCUACAGUGGAUCUUCAGGCGUUAUUCUUUCAGCUCACCAUGGACUCUGCUACCGAUUUUCUGUUCGGAUACAGCACAAAUGUGCUGGGUAGUUCUGGCAAUUCUGAAGCUGGCCAAAGAUUUACUGAUGCCUUCUCUUAUGUGACCUUCAAAAUAGGAAUAGAGGCUCGAAUCGGCAGACUUGUAACCAUCAUACCAGACAAGAAGUACCAGGAGGGGGUAAAAUUCAUACAUCAAUACGUCGCAAAUUACGUGCAGAAAGCUAUGGGCCUACACCAGCAGAACUUGAAAGAUGGCAAGCUUGGUAAGGAUGAUGAGAAGGCGGGGAAGUAUGUGUUCUUGGAACAUCUCGCAAAGACCAAUUAUUCGGAGAGAAAAAUACAAGAUGAACUUCUCAAUAUUCUACUAGCAGGCCGAGACACCACAGCAAGUCUUCUAGGUUACUUCUUCUAUAUUUUGGCUCGCCGUCCCGACGUUAUGGCGAAACUCAGAGAGGAGAUCUCGAAAUUGGGAAACACACGACCCUCGUUUGAAGAAAUCAAGAGCCUGAAGUACCUGCAGCGUUGUCUGAAUGAGACUCUGCGAUUGCAUCCUAUCGUCCCGAUGAACAGUCGCGUUGCGGUCCGCGAUACAACGAUCCCCCUUGGUGGCGGUCCAGAUGGAAAGUCACCAGUGCUGGUUAAAAAGGGUCAGUCGGUCAACUACUCGGCGUACGUGAUGCACCGAAGGACGGAUUUUUAUGGCGAAGAUGCCCUUGAGUUCAAGCCCGAGAGAUGGGAAAAGUUGAGACCCAGCUGGCAAUAUCUUCCGUUCAACGGAGGCCCUCGCAUCUGCAUCGGACAACAGUUUGCCUUGACUGAAGCCUCGUACACAGUGAUCAGGCUGCUCCAGAGCUUCUCAUCAAUCGAGAAAAGGGAUGACUCGGAGCUCUUGGAGUAUCUUACUUUGACAUCUGCUGUUAGAGGUGGUGUAAAUGUUGGGUUGACACCCGCCUGA
Messenger RNA from Lachnellula hyalina, 1548 nucleotides. Its product is annotated as Cytochrome P450 monooxygenase. NCBI's taxonomy places the organism in Eukaryota, Fungi, Ascomycota, Leotiomycetes, Helotiales, Lachnaceae. Gene Ontology annotation, molecular function: oxidoreductase activity, acting on paired donors, with incorporation or reduction of molecular oxygen; monooxygenase activity; heme binding. The transcript has 4 exons. The record is from RefSeq and is a predicted model, not a curated record. The coding region runs from base 1 to 1548 and encodes 515 amino acids.